Messenger RNA from Globicephala melas (long-finned pilot whale), 1014 nucleotides. RefSeq names its product PABPN1 like, cytoplasmic (gene PABPN1L). Lineage: Eukaryota; Metazoa; Chordata; Mammalia; Artiodactyla; Delphinidae. The record is from RefSeq and is a predicted model, not a curated record. Gene Ontology annotation, cellular component: nucleus. Gene Ontology annotation, molecular function: poly(A) binding.
AUGACCCUGAGAACAGGCAGGGUCAGGCCCCCUUCCCCUCUGCCCUCCCUUCAGCGGAGCCUGGGGGCUGUCCCGCCUCCGGGCUCAGCCUGGGCCGUGUGCUGGCAGGAGCUGGAAGCCAUCAGACUGAAGCUGUGGGCCAUGGAGCAGGCCCAGCGACCGGAGCCGCCCGGGGAGCAGGGCCCAGAGGGGGAAGAGGAAGACGCCAGGGCCCUGCUGGCCGGGAAGCUGCUGAGCCCCGAGACGGACAGCCCCACGGAGGCGGUGGAGGCCGAUCACAGAUCCGUCUACGUGGGCAACGUGGACUACGGGGGCACAGCCCAGGAGCUGGAGGCCUAUUUCAACCACUGCGGGGAGAUCCAGCGGGUCACCAUCCUGUGCGACAAGUUCUCCGGACACCCCAAGGGGUCGGUUGGGGCUUCGGGGAGGGGCCGGGCGCCCGGGGGGCGGGGACACCUCUGUGUGGGUGAGCGUGGCCCUCACCUGCCUCUGCCCUGCCCCAGCUAUGCAUACAUAGAGUUUGCCACCGAGAGCUCGGCCCAGGCCGCUGUGGAGCUGGACAAGAGCGUCUUCCGAGGCCGGGUCAUCAAGGUGCUGCCCAAAAGAACCAAUUUACCAGGGAUCAGCUCCACGGACCGCGGGGGCCUUCGGGGACACCCAGGCGCCAGCGGGGGACCCUUCCCCCACAGCAACUUCCAGGGCGGGGCCCGUUUCAGACCACGGGGGCGGAACCGGUGGGCCGGGCCCUGGGAGGGCGGGAUCCUAUUGGAGCGGGGCCCGGUGGGCGGGGCUCUGUUGGGCCUGGCUGGGUCCGGUGGGCGGAGCCCUGGAGGCCGCUCGCCCCCCGGCCUCUCUCCGGGCAGGGGGCGCGGAAGAUUCUCGCCGUGGUAUUCACCGUAUUGAAGGGAGGGCCCGAUUUUGAGAGUGGGGCUGCCGCUGGGUCAGGAGUAGACAGCCGUGCUCCUCGUGCGACCAUUUACUCCGCGCAGAAUAACUAUCCGUCCCCCUUCCCUC